AGGAUAGACUUCUCAUAUAUGGCUGUUAUAAAGAGUAUCAAAGAGAAUAUGGACACUGUACCUUUUUUCCAUUUACUCUACAAACUUGGAGGCUGUUGCAGCAACAGCAGCUGAAAAUCCUGGCCAUUGGAUAGCAACCUUUGGUUGGCUAGCCACAAAGUCAUUUCUGGCAAGUCAUGAGUGGGUAAUAAGCUUGGGAUCUUUUUAACCAUGGCUGCUGCUGCUUCAGGCUUUACUGAGAUUUUAUAUGGAUGGCCUUUCUCUGCUUUUCUGUUUCACUGGCUCCUUGGAGAUAGGUACUGAAAGGCUUAAAGAUCAAGCCUUUGAGGGGAAGUUUGAAGUUUUUUCUGCUUUGAGUGCAGAGGCAGCACUUGAGUUUUAAGAUCAAAAUGGGAUUUUGACUUUUUUUAAUUGAUUUAGUGACGUGUUUUAGAGAAAACUGAAAGGAUAGCUAGAUUAGAUGUUUUCUCGGCGCCUUUUUUUGGUGAAGUGUGAGUUUUGAGGGAGAGAAGGUUGGAUUGUUGCUGGAAACCCUCGGUUCAGGUUCAAAUCCUUGUGGGCAGCUUUAAGGAGGAAGGUUUGGUGGUCCAAGACCUGGGUUUUUCGCUGAUCUGUCAAAGAGGAUAGGGAUUCGAUUGAUUUCUUGAUGAUUUAUUGGUUUCUUGGUUUUCAAGUGAAGGAAAAGUUGGCACCUUUUUUACUUCCACCUAUUUGAUUCUCCCUCAAAGCUUCAUGCUGGUUUUGAUUUGGUGGUGCUGGAACUGGAAAUGAUUCUCUGGUGGUUAUAUGCAAGCUCUAAUCAUUUUUUUGGCCUUUAUUUUGUUCUUUUCGUGAUGAGAAUGAGGAAAAGGAGGCACGUUGCUUUUAGUAGUAGCAUCCCCAAGGUUCAAUCUUGCAGUGCCAUCACUUCAAGUCCCUGCAAUGUGGUGCUCUCCUGAUGGAAAAUUAAUUUGAGGAGUGAGUUGUGUGUGUGUUUUCGUGGCAGCCGAGAAUCCAAUCCAUUCCAUACGACUAUUUGCUCAAGUUUUUGAUUCUUCUCAUUGAGAGCUACAGUCACUUUUGUGUCUCCCUAUCUUUUACGCCACUGUCCAAAGCACAUAAAACAGCAAGCAAGGGGAAACUCAAAAGCACUCAAUCCAAGAUGACUAAUUACUCUUCAGAUCUAUUUUCAUUCAUGCCUGAUAAUGAAUUCGUUGAGCUACUAUGGGAGAAUGGGCAGAUAGUAUUGCAAGGCCAGUCCAAUAGACAUAGGAAGAGCUUGUUCGCCAACACUGCAUCCACCCAAUUGAGCAAAGCUCAGGAGAAGGAUGGCAGUCCGAGAGUUGGGAGGUUUGAAGCUUUCGAUUCAGUGGUUAAUGACUUAUCUCCCUGCCGUGCCGUCAGGCAAUGGGCUGAAUGUGCAAGAUGAUGACAUGACCCCAUGGAUGAACUACGCCCUUGAGGAUUCAUUCCAGAAUGAUUACUGUGCAGAAUUCUUAUCUGAAUUCUCAGGGGUUGAUUUGAAUUCUUUGAAUGCUAAUAACACUGGUAUGCCUGCUGAUAGGAGAAGCGGCUUUGGCCUUGGUAGGGAUUUUCAGCAUGUUGAUCACGCACCUGUUUCAAGAGGGCUUGCAGGAGGAGUUUUGGAGCCCGGCAAGAUCAGGACCAGCCAGUCACUUCAUUCACCACAACAAUGUCAGAGUUCAGUUCCAGUUAGCAAGUCGAGAGUUGCUGAAUUCAGUGAUUUUGGUAGCACCAGUACACAACAGGGCCACUGCAGUGAUGUCUUGCGUACAAGGCCUCAAAAGCAAGAUUUCUCAAGCUCAGAACCACCAAGAGUUAACAGUGGUUUGAUGAAUUUUUCCCAUUUUCUCAAGACCGGUUUCAAUCUUGAAGCCGAAUAUCCAUAGUGCGGAUAGAUUGAGGAGCAAUGAGAAGGCAUCAACU
This is a messenger RNA of Dioscorea cayenensis subsp. rotundata (Guinea yam), 1926 nucleotides long. RefSeq lists its product as uncharacterized. NCBI's taxonomy places the organism in Eukaryota, Viridiplantae, Streptophyta, Magnoliopsida, Dioscoreales, Dioscoreaceae. The transcript is spliced from 2 exons. Gene Ontology annotation, biological process: regulation of DNA-templated transcription. The record is from RefSeq and is a predicted model, not a curated record. Bases 1308 to 1889 code for a protein of 193 amino acids. Gene Ontology annotation, molecular function: DNA-binding transcription factor activity.